AUGAGAACUAAUCAAGGUUCCAGCAAUGAUCUUUUGACUAGAAAUUAUUAAGGCAAAAGAGAUAUAGAUCAAUUGAUUAGUAGCUCUCCUAAUGGAUGGAGAGAUCUUACAGUUUAAAAUAACUUAGGUUAUAUAUCUAGAGAUAAAUAUAAUAAACUCAAAGAUCUGAACUCAAAAUUAAAAGUACUGACUUUAUUAUAUUCAAGGCUACUUUAAGAGAGUAUAUUUAAGACACAAAAGAUAAAGAAAGAUAAUUAUAAACAAAAGAAGAAUUAUUAGUUAAAUAUGAAAAAGAAAGAGUAGAUUAUUAAAAUAAAGGCAAUGAAGAAUUAAAAACACAACUUAAUGAAUUUAAAAUUAAAUUGUAAAAGAAAAAGACUAAAAUCAGAUUACUUAAAGAUUCAUCAAAAACAAUUGAUUCUAGAUUGGAUGAUUAAAAAGCUAUCUUUUAAGUUGAUUUAGAUAGAGUGUAAAGAAUUAAUGAUUCUUUAUAAAUUGAAAUGUAAAUAAUUUUUAUAAUUAUUUAGAAAAGAAAAUGAAAAAAGAUAUAUGAUAUUAAAAGAUGAAAAUAAUAUAUUAAAAUAAGCAUUAUAAUAAAAAGAAGAUUAAUGUAAAUAUUUUGAAAUGGCAGCUUAAGAUGAUAGAUAGAAUAUGUAAUUAUUGGAAUCAAAGAUAAAAGAAUUAUAAGAAGAAAAAAAAAUAUUGUAAAUAGCAAUUGACAAUUAAAUAUCCAAAAUUGAUGAAACUGAAAAAUUUAUCAAACUUAAUGAUUAACAUCAUUAACAAGAGAUCAAUAAAAUUGAAUAAGAAAAGUAAUAAUUAUAAAAUGAAUAUCUUACAUAAAUUAAUAGAAAAAAAGAAAAGACAUAAUCAUUAUUAAAUCAAAUCCAAUAAUUAGAAUUAUAAAUUACUCAAUAAUAAAAAGAAGAAUUUUCUAAUAAUAAAAUUAUAUAAGAUUAAAAACAAGAUUAUUUGAGAUUGUAAUCAUAACUUGAAGAUUAAAGAAAUAAAACUGAUUAAUCUUUGAAAGAAACUAAUUUUAAAAUUCAAGAAGUUUUGGAAUUGAAAUCAAAAUUAGAAUCUUAAAAAUCUUUAGUUUAAGCUUAUGAAGAUAAAUUAGCUCAAUAUGAUUUAUAAUAUUAAUUAGAUUAAAAUGAAAAAUCAUAAAUGUUAUUUGACAUUGAUUAAUUUCAUAAAGAAAAUAAGAACUUAUAGCAUUUAUUAUAUGAAUCAGAUAAAGAAAUAGCUUAUUUAAAAUAAUAACAUGAAGAAGUAUUCAAUUAAAUUAUAUUUAUAGGAUUUAUUUUAGAUUGAAAACAGAGUUGAAUCUUUAAUUCAUUAAUUGAAUGAAUCAAAAGAAGAAACAUAAGAAUUAAAAAAAAUUAUAUCAGAAUUAAAAAAACAAUUAAUCUCUAGUGAUGAAUAAGCAAAUGCAUAUAAAAAUAAAUAUUUAAAAGUUAAAUAAAACUAAAAAACAUUAUAAUCAGAAUAAAAAUAUGUAAUUUCAAUUAUUAUAAUAUUUAGUUAGAGGAAAAGGUCAAAUUAAUGGAAAGUGAAAGAGUUUUUGAAGAAAAAGAAGCAUUAAAAACUAAAGAUUAUGUCAUACAAUAAAAAUAAGUAUAAUAAAGUAAAAUCAAAGUACUUGAUGAAAUCUAAAAUAUGAUUAAACAACAUAAAAAAAUCACUAGCUGA
Molecule: messenger RNA, 1692 nt
Organism: Paramecium pentaurelia
Lineage: Eukaryota; Ciliophora; Oligohymenophorea; Peniculida; Parameciidae
Source: the annotation of a GenBank genome assembly